AUGAGUAAAAGAAGCAGGAAAAAUUCUUUAGUCAAAGAUAUUGCUUCCCAUCCAAUUGAGUUCAAUGGAGAAGUUUCCUUACCUAGUUUAUUGGAUGAUACUUAUCUAUUCGAAAAAUUACAGAAGUUGUCAUUAUCUCUCCCAACUACAGCACAACCCGUGGAUUCAACAGCUAAUGAUGAUUAUCCAUUAUCUAGCUCCUUGGUGGAAACGAUUGAUACUGUAGCCGAAACUUCACCUGAGAGAUAUCAAUACUAUAAAACUUACUUGGCGCAAUUACAAAACAAUGUCGACCAACAUAAUCAAAUUUUAAAUCAUGCUAAAAAAAUCGACAGCCAAUUCGAAGAUGUAUUUGAAAAUUUGAAUCAUAUUGCAGAAAAUACAAAUCAAUUUGUUAAAGAUACCAAAGAAUUACACGAAAAGUAUAUCAUAUUCCAUGAGAUUAGUGAAUCGAUUCCUAACAAAUUGAAAUAUUUUGACAUUUUGAAUCCAAUUAUGCGUCGUUUAAACCAUGCUAUUUCUCCAAAUAUUGUCAAGAAGGAUUCAUUCAAAAUUAUGUUACAAAAGAUUGACGAAUCUUUAAAGUUUUUAGAAUCGAACCCAAAUUUUAAAGAAUCAGAAACUUAUAGAAUUAAAUUCAAACAAUCUUUGAUUAGAUCUUGUGAAUUAAUAGCAACGUUUUUAAAAAACAUUUUGAAAGAACAACUUAAUGAAAUUAUGAAUCAAAAGUCAAUAAAUAUGCAGUCUUUCUUAUUGACAAAAGAUGCAUUUCUUUAUAAUAAAUUCGCUUCAAUCGCCGAAUUAUAUCAAAAUCAAAUCAUCGAACUACUAAGAAGAACGUAUGAUCAUAAUAAUAAUUAUAGUAAGAAAUACUUUGGGGAAUUAAGUUCAAUCUUAAAUGAUUGUUUUAAUUAUUAUUUCCAGAUUCGGUCAGAUCUAUUAAAGGAUAUUAUCUGGAAUCAAUUAGAUGAGACUAUAUUAAAAGAUAAAGCAGUACCAUUAGACCAAUUCAUUCAAGCAAAUAAAUCUUACAUUCAAGAGUUAUGUAACAAAGAAUACAACUUAUUUGCCAGAUUUUAUCCGCAAGAUCAAUACCCUGAAUGCAAAGAAAGAAUAAAUCAAUCAUUUCUUCAAUUAUGUGAACCAUUUUAUGAUUCUAUCAGGACAAGAAUAUUGAGAGAAACAAAUAUAAUAAAAUUAUGUGAUUCACUAACUUUAUUCACCCAUUAUUAUGAGUUUGAGGAAAAUUCGGCUGGAUUCAAUGAUCAAAUAGGAAAUGUUUAUUUCAAUAAAAUUUUUGAUCCAAUAGUUCAAAAACUUCAAUCAAGAUUAAUCUUCAGAGUUCAAAUGUAUGCAGAAAAAUAUAUUAUCAAGUACCAUCCAGCUAUUGACGUUUUCAAACCUCAAAUGAUUUCAAACAAAAAUAUUAAAAAAAUCGAAGACGAGUCAUCCCUUGCAUCAACCUCUCCGUAUUACAUUGAUACAGACGAAGAUGAUAGAGUUAUUAUUGAAUCCUUUAUUAAUUUAAAUCUCGCUGGAAAAAGCAAGGAAGCAAAUGUUUAUUACCCUCCAUUGAUAAAUACAGUUGCCUUAUUAUCUAAAAUAAAUGAAAUGAUUAAUUCAGUGAUAUUUGACGAUUUAGCACAUCACAUGAUUUAUGAUUGUUUGAACUCAAUAAGAAAUGCUUAUAAGUCAUCAGUAUCACAAAAUUCAAAUGAUAAGGAAAUAAAUUUGGCAUAUUUAAAGAAUUUAUUGUUUUUCAAAGAUCAAAUUUCAAAUUUCAAUAUUCAAUAUACCAUUAAUGAAACAUACUUGGAUUUUUCUGGUAUUGAAUCAUUUUUCAAAUCUGCUUUAACUAGGAAGAAAACCGUGGUAGAGAAUGACAUUCCACAUUCGUCAUUGUUUGAUUUUGCAAGAGAUUUAGUUCCAAAAGUAACUAACAAUAUGAUAGAUUCUCGGUUAGAGUUAAUUCAUGAGUUAAGAAUAACUUUGAAGCAUUUUAUUGAAUCCGUUUCCGAUGAUAUUAUCGGAGAUACAUUAAGUUUAAAAGAUGGUGUUAAUUUAUUGGCUCAAAAUAUCAAGUUAAGAGAGAACAUUGAAUCAAAAUUCCCUAACAUGAAAUUAUUAAUAUUAAGAUAUAUUACUGAUUUAGAGGUUGUCCAAAAUCUAAUUGAAGCAAUAGAACAAGCAAUCAUAGAAAAAUAUGAGGCCUUCUACGAAGAAAUUUCAAAUGAUAGCAUAAGUAACAUCAAUAAGGAACAAAUCUCUGAAAUUAUGUAUGUAGACGUCUUUGUCAACUUCAUUCAUAGUAUCACAUUGAAUAUCAUCCGAGAAAUUGAUGAUGAGCAAUCCGCUUUUGAAAAUAGUGUAAUCAUGGAAACACCAAUCUCUGCUUCUCAAGAAAAUCAAUAUCAGGACCCAAAUGAGACCGUUAUAAUGGAAAAUGGUAGUCUGCAAGAUAUCCCUCCUGAGCUGGAAAGGGGGCUCGGCUUACAACUGGAAGAGUCGUCAGUUUCUAUUGGAAGAGAUGAACGACUAACACUCGAUCAUGAUCGAAGUCAACGUGGAUUGAAUGAAAAUAUUGGACCGAAUGACAAACCUAUUCUUAACAGUACGAAUUCUACCCAUGAGAUAAUAGAUGACCUUACUGGAAAUCUUAAAGAUAAAGAGUCAAAUUUUGAAUCACAACAAAUGGAUGAUCAACAGUUACCAUUAAGCGACUCGCAAACUAAGAACCCUGGUAAUGAGGAGCAAAAUAUCAAAGAAAUUUCAAUGGAGAACAAUGGUGACUACAUUAGUGAUCGUCCUGCCAAGCCUAAUGAUGAAACUGCUGUCUCCAAAGAGGCUUCUGGAGACGAUCAAGCUGGACAAGACCUAAUAAUUGAAUCGCCAAAUAAUAAUAAUGACGAGGGUCAAAAAUUACCAAAUAAAGAGGAUAAAUCAGUUCAAGAGGUCUCGCCUCUCACUGCGUUGGGCACCAUAAAUAACCAAGAAGAACUUGACGCAGAGGCACUUGAAAAAGAAGAAAAGGAUCUGACUACUUAA
Naumovozyma dairenensis CBS 421 is the source of this 3045-nucleotide messenger RNA. It is a transcript of the gene COG3, whose product is annotated as Golgi transport complex subunit COG3. Gene Ontology annotation, biological process: cytoplasm to vacuole targeting by the Cvt pathway; intra-Golgi vesicle-mediated transport; Golgi organization. Lineage: Eukaryota; Fungi; Ascomycota; Saccharomycetes; Saccharomycetales; Saccharomycetaceae. Gene Ontology annotation, cellular component: cis-Golgi network; COG complex; membrane. The transcript has a single exon. Bases 1 to 3045 code for a protein of 1014 amino acids. The record is from RefSeq and is a predicted model, not a curated record.